Ctenopharyngodon idella (grass carp) is the source of this 3645-nucleotide messenger RNA. It is a transcript of the gene retreg1, whose product is annotated as reticulophagy regulator 1. NCBI's taxonomy places the organism in Eukaryota, Metazoa, Chordata, Actinopteri, Cypriniformes, Xenocyprididae. The record is from RefSeq and is a predicted model, not a curated record. The coding region runs from base 80 to 1483 and encodes 467 amino acids. Gene Ontology annotation, biological process: negative regulation of neuron apoptotic process; reticulophagy. The transcript has 10 exons. Gene Ontology annotation, cellular component: endoplasmic reticulum membrane.
CAGCGACUAAACAACAACAAAAUAAAUAGCAGCUGGCAGUGCGCGUGAGGAGAGGGGAGCGGGCUCGCGUUCGUUUGCUAUGGCUAAUCAGGGUGGAUGCGACGGCCCGGAUGCUUCAGAGGUGGAGCCGGUGGGCAAGAGCGCCGGCGAGACUUCCUCCCGAUCACUCAACUCAGGUGGAGGAGAGAUGGCGGAGAAAGAGGAAGAGCAACCUUCGGGAGUCCGACACCCUGCAGGCAAUUAUCCGCUGUGUCGUAUAUCAAAGCUGAUUAACUGGAAAAGACCAUUAUGGACUUCCGCUUUCUUCCUAACUACAAAUAUAGCGUUUUGGCUUGUUUCCCUCAGUCCCUGUCGAGUGUUCACCCUCAUCUCCAUGUCUGUAUCUCUCUUAGUGAUUAUACAGCUAAUGAGAGAUGUGGCUCUUUCCAGAUCAAGAGGAGCUGCUCUGUGGAAGAGUAUGACGAGCAGAGCUUUUGAGAUGAAGGCUGAAGACCAUGGAUCAGCAUUGAGCUGGGAGGUCAUUGAUUCUGUCCAGGAGGGCAAGUCUGGAUCAGGAUCUCCAUUCACGGACUUCUGGACAAGCCUCAAGCUGUUCAUUGAGGAGACUUCCUCUUUUAAGCAGCAGAAUCCAGGCAAGUUCUGUCUGCUGGUGUGCAGUAUGUGUUCCUUUCUGGCAAUACUUGGACGUUACAUUCCAGGGGUUGUUAUUUCAUACAUCUUAGUGCUGGGCAUUUUUCUCUGGCCUUUGGUGUCGUCACAUGAGUUUGGGAUGUGGUUGGAACCAGUUCUGCAGAAACUGGACUUCGGAGUGGGCGAGUUCCUUCAGAAAAUCAAAGAGAAUCAUGAGAAAAGGAUGCUCCAGUCACAAGCCGAGAGAGAGAGCAUUGAAGCAGAUCUGUCUGCACUUUUCCCUAAGAUGGACUCCACUGUGUGCAAAGAGCUGUCUAUAUCAGACACAGAGGUUUCUGACGUAACAUGGACAGACAAUGGCACCUUUAACCUUUCAGAGGGAAACACGCCUCAGACAGAGAACUCUGAGGGGGACGAGGAGGUCUUCACCGGUGGACUACCAGAGUUUCCCUCCCUGGACAAUGGCUUGGUGACAAACGGAGAGGACAGUGAAGACCUGAGCAUUGGGAUGCCCACCCCUUCAGCCCAUCCCAGCAGGGUCGGGUCCACACAGUCAGAGGAGGAACCUGCGGUCCAGGCCCUGGGGGUUGUGCAGAGGCUGGCUGGAGACGUAAUUACGGCAGCAGUCACCGCGGCCAUGAAGGAACGCCUGGAGGCGGCGGUAGCGCCUGCACUGGUCCAGGCCCUGGCCGAGGAAUCGGACAGCGAGGCAGAGGACUUUGAGUUGUUGGACCAAUCAGAGCUGGAACACCUGGAAGGCGAGCUGGGGCUGGACAGGGCGAGCCGCGCAGAUCCGUCUAAACCUAGCAAACCGUCUUCAGGCUUUCUGUCCAAACUACUGGGGCGCCACUGAUCUUAUUCAGAGGGGCGUCCGCUUCCCUCUGUGAUGGGAUGUGGGUGGGAGGAUAAAUGUUGGGUUUACAGGGCAAGGUCCAGAGUAAUGAAGGUAUUCCAUUGUUUUACUUUGCCAGUGUGAUUCGGUUAUUUUGCUAUAAAAACAAAGUCAAUCUUUGGAAGGGAGGUUAAUUGUGUAUUUCACCGGGAAUGUGAUAGUGGCUGGUUUUGGCGUAGCUCCAUCUCAGAGGGUCAUUGGAGGAAAUCAUUUUCACAAUGUUUCCUGUUAACCUCCAACCGCCAAUGACCAGAGGGUUAUGGACCAGAGUAAUGUCAUUAGUUUAGCUGUUAAAGGGCUGGUAGAUGCAGGAUACUCCAUAUUUUGCUGCCAAAUAUUUUUUCUCUAUUCAACUUCACAUCAUUUCUCCCUUAAAAAAAAAAAAAAAAAAAAAAAAAAAAAAGCUUAAUGGCCAAAGACAAAGGGCCUCCCACUAACUGACAAUCAGGACAGCACUUAAGCAAACAGAAACACCUUCUAAUGAAGUACACAUGUGGUAAAUAUGUAUUUUUAUUCAAAAUGUUUUUUUUUCUAAUUUUUUUUUGUUUUUUUUUUUUUGUAUUUUUUAAUGAAGGAUUUUUGAAAAGCCGGUGGUCUUAGUGUAAACCUUUGCAUGGAUAGUCAUGUUUGUUUCUAUUUGCACCUUCCUUUAGAGUGAACCAACUAGGCACUAGAGCACAUUGGCACCAAAGUUGAACAGAUUGUUUUAUAUUCAUAUAAAUAUUCAUCAAAUAGUGCUUAAAGGAAUGGUUUACCCAAAAAUAAAUAUUCUGUCAUCAGUAGUGUUUAACCCUUGUGUGUCAAUUAAAAAAAGUUACAUGUAGGUCUAUAGGGGACAAAAAUGUCUGUGUCAAACCCAUAAAUCAAAGCCAUAAAACUAAACAAGAUAUGUUUAAAAUUUGAAGUUGAUAUUUUAAAAAAUGAGCUUUCAGUAAGAUCUUGUUUGGACGCAGUACCAAAUUUUCCCCAUUAGAUGCCAGCAAAACUCACACACACAAUUUUUUUUAUUACACACAUACAAACCACACUCUCACAUCCAUACCAACACACCCACACAAUUAUAGCUGCAUAAUUUAUCCAAAUGGCUCUAUAAUAUGCAUAAGCAUAAAACAAGAAUAAAGCGAGUAUUUGCUUUAUAGGCCAAACCUGAGAAAAUGGCACCAUCUGGUAAAAAAUUGUGUAAAUUUAAAUUUUGAAGAAUUGCCAACAAAAUAAAAGCCUCUUAACAAAGAUUUAAUCAUUUUAUAAUGGCCCUGGGAUUAAAAAUUGCAGUUGGCAUUAACACAGGCAAAAUGAUAAAAAACAAAACAAAACAAAAAAAACUGAAAAAGACACAAAUGCCCAUAAGGUCGCACAAGGGUUAAUGUUGUUUUGGACCCCACUGACUUUCAUUUUAUAGAUAAAAUCGAAUUGAACAUCUUCAAAAUGUCUUCUUUUGUAUUCCACAAAAACUCACACAAGUUUGGAAUGACAUGAGGGUGAGUAAAUAAUGAUCAUUUUUGGGUGAACUAUCUCUUUAACAAACACAAAUAACCUUAAUAUUCAUUUUCAGUCAAAAGUAACAUGGAAAAUGUAUUUAAUCCCUAAAAACAAUGUAGAGAGAAGACAAUUGCACUUUCAGUCAAUCACACAAAUCAAAAUGUCUCUUUGGGGGAUCAUUAUUUGCUUUCUGUGAGAAAGUAGUCUUUUAUCAAUUUACCCAUUAUUCAUAAUUGCCUUUUCAUCAAUGCAAGUACAGUGGCACAUAUAGCCAAGACUGUUUCUGUUCACAGUGUGGUGCUUGGUGUGUAUCUAAAUUUAGUGUUUCUAACAAACUACUGAUGUAUUAUGAAUUUUGUUUUGAAAUGUAUCAACCGCUUUCUAUAAUAACGUAGCUGAAUAUGAAUUUCUGCCACUCACUAUGACUGCUAUCCAAAAUUGAUUCUAAUCAGGUGUCAGUUUGAUCAUUUUUUUUUUAUUUAAAAAUAUUAUUUAUUCCUAUAUAUCUCUCUUAUUAGAUAGCUGCCACGCACAUAUGAUCGACUUAUAUGCCUGUGCAAGUUUGUCUGUCAGAGCGGAAGAAAAAUAAUCAAAACAUAGUUAUAAACAAUCUCAAGAAUGUAAUUAAAACAAUAUGAUUCAAA